This is a messenger RNA of Adelges cooleyi (spruce gall adelgid), 1016 nucleotides long. RefSeq lists its product as uncharacterized. The record is from RefSeq and is a predicted model, not a curated record. The transcript is spliced from 12 exons. The coding region runs from base 214 to 984 and encodes 256 amino acids. Lineage: Eukaryota; Metazoa; Arthropoda; Insecta; Hemiptera; Adelgidae.
GGCUAUUAUUAAAAAAAAAGCUAAUUUAAAAUUGUAAAAUGUGAAUAUUUUUAGUGGUUUUUCUCUUGUUUAUAGAAGUCUUAUUGACUCAUACGGUUUUGAAAAUAUUUUUGAUCCACUCAAAUAAGAUAUUAUUGAAAUAACCAAACAUUGUUUUAGCGUCUCAGUUGAACUUGGCAGAUAUUUUAAUAUUUAUUACUUUUCCAGAUAAAAAUGAACAUUUUAUAUAUUUUACUACCAUUCGCUUUGGCCAAUGUGUCGGUAGCUUUAGAUGAUUACAUAAGGCAGGUUAUCAUGACAACCGAUCAGAUGUAUAUUGCAAGAGAUUUUAUGCCGUAUUUCAUUCAAGAUGUCGUCCUUACUGGAGGCUUUAAUCAGGUGGAAUUAGCUUUAUUGUUUUCUGUACCGGAAGUCGACGAUGAAGUCAUAAAAGAGCACAUAUUGAAAAAGAACACAGACUACCAAAAAAUGUUGGAAGAUUUUGCUUUACUUUCACUGGACGGCGAUAAUCGCCUAAAAGAUUACAUAUAUCAAAAGAAGAUAGAGUACCAAAAAAAUGUGCAAAAAAAAUUACUGAAAUCCAUAUCACCGCCUGCGGCUGAAAUACCAAAAGGCUGUUUCGAAGACGCUACUCUAGAACAACUGGGAUAUAGAAGAAGAUCUAGAACUUCGGCAGCUAUAAGACUUGCAGUGCGAGAAGUAUUAACUGGAGUUACUAUAAAAUUCAAGGAAUAUUCUGAUUUGUGUACUCUAAUAGGAGUGUACAAAAGUAUUGUGGGUUGGGACGAAUUUAUAGUGGCCGCUGAUAUCGAUGAACAUGACGAAAGAAUUUGUUGUCUAGUAAAUAUAAAAGGAGACAGUAUCAAAUACUAUAAAGUCGACGGCAAAAUUUGGUACGACUACAAAGGUCCAUCGCAAGAGUUACUUCUCGAUCAAGCGACAAACAUAAACAUUGAAAUUUUGCAUGCGACAGUAAAAUUCUAAUCCAACUGGCUUUCAUUGGCCGAGCAAGUACC